Messenger RNA from Meloidogyne enterolobii, 798 nucleotides. The record is from the annotation of a GenBank genome assembly. Lineage: Eukaryota; Metazoa; Nematoda; Chromadorea; Rhabditida; Meloidogynidae.
GACGGUUUCAAGGCAGUCAUAAAAAAUUUCAGAGAAAUUGCCAAUAAAAAAAAUUCAAGGAAUAUGAUCCUAAAUUUGUGCCUUGUCUUCUUUACAGCAUGUCUAUACACAUCUGUCGAGGGUUUAGGACUUCACCAAGCAAAAAUGACGGACGACUUAAGAAAAGCAAUUUUGAGAGCGCACAAUAAUUAUCGUAGUCAGCUUGCUAAAGGCCUAGUUACCGAUGGCUCGAACAAAACAAUGCCGGCAGGGAAGAACAUAUACAAAUUUGUAUACAAAUUAUCAAUCGAGAAAAUUGCCCAGGCAACUGCUGAUAAUUGCAAAAUGGCACAUCCUGGCACUGUUGGAUAUGGAGAAAAUUUAUGGGCAAAUAGCUGGGCUAUGGAUAAUUUGACGGAAGCAGUAAAUGGCGCUCCUCUAUCCUGGUGGAGUGAGAAGGAUAAAUGCCCUAUACUUGCGAACAAUCUACAAGUUACUCCUGAUGUUUUUGAUAAAUGUGGACAUAUGACCCCAAUGGCAUGGUCACAUACUACUCAAAUUGGAUGUGGUAUUCAACUUUGUCCAGCACAAGAUUGGUGCUCAGGAUGGAACCCACCUUGUUAUAAUACGACGCUUAUCUCUUGCAAUUAUUUUAACCCGACCAAUGACGCAGGGAACAUUUUAAUGUACGAAAAAGGAAAUCCAUGUUCGAAAGAUUCUGAUUGUGAUUACUAUGCAAAUUCAAAAUGUGACACGAGUUGUGGUCUUUGCAAAGCACCGUUAGAUGCUACUGAUCCACAUAAAAAUUCAGGAAAUUAA